AUGCAUCACCGUCGAGGUGAUAAACAGCGCCGGCGCAAGUCCUCAAAGCAUCAACGGAAGCAUAGCCAGUCGUCACCUGUGGAUCUGCAGCUUCCGCCGCACGGGACGACAUCCCCUUGCACCAUUUCAGAGCAGCGCGCAGCAUAUAACCCAGAGCUGGAGAGAAAGCUAAAGCAAAUGGCAAUACCACUAACGCCGCUGGUGCAGAUAACGACAGGCCACAUCCACCCGGCCUUCCCCAUGACAUUACUUAACUACUGGCUCCUUACCGACGACCAACUCGAAUCUCUGGCGCACUUUUACCACCAGCGUACGCUAUCUUUUUGGACCAGCCAGUAUCCACACCCUGUGCAAUGGGGGUCGAAGCUGCCGAUAGAAGAGAAGCGGCGCAGGAUUGGCAAGUUUAUCGGCCUCGGAUGCGAAACUCCCAUUACACUAAAAACAGCUGAGGAGCUGCUAAACGAGGCGAGGCGGGAAGCAGCAAUAGCCGACCACGCCGACGAUAUUUUAAAGCGCAAAUUUGGCUUUUAG
Molecule: messenger RNA, 531 nt
Organism: Gaeumannomyces tritici R3-111a-1
Lineage: Eukaryota; Fungi; Ascomycota; Sordariomycetes; Magnaporthales; Magnaporthaceae
Exons: 1
Coding region: 1-531 (176 amino acids)
Source: RefSeq, a predicted model, not a curated record